CAAAGCCUAGACGAUUUGACGGCAGCUGGAUUUGUUGCUUUGGCUGAAAUUUUGUUGAUUUAAUUCUUCUGUGACGUUUUACAACUGGUGCUCUUUGAAACUUUUCGUGGCUAAGAUAAGAUAGUCGGAAAAAGGAUCUCUGGCCCUGUAUUGAAGGCACAUCUCUCUUCAUACUACAUACUCUUCCGGUUUAAAUAAAGGCAGAGUUUCCACACAAUGGCUGAAGAACAACCAGCUAAAGUUGCAGGAAAGGCCAGAAAAUCUUCAAAAACGAGCCCAAUUGCUACGGCCAACGAUAAGACAGACGAAGAGUUUAUCAGGGAUUAUUUAAAGCCAAGCCAAGGAUGGACAUUAUGGACGCAUCCCCUCACAAAACAGAGCUACUCCCUUGAGCUUCUAUCACCGCAUAGUCUCAGCAAAGACGACUUCAAGGCUUGCUUCGACAUCAUCGAGUCUACCAGCGGAGAGGACUAUAAGAGCGCCUCGGUAGGAUGGCAUCCCGCCAUGAAAAAGAAGGAGAUGAAGUCGCCGGACUUGCGAUAUAUCCUGGUCAAAGACGAAAGCGGCACAGUUCAAGGGUUUACAUCACUGAUGCCUACAUUUGAGAAUCACGAGCCUGUGCUGUACUGCUAUGAGGUGCAUUUGUUACCUGACCUACAGGGCUCCGGUCUCGGCAAGCACCUCAUGAACUUCCUCAUCACCAUCGCAGAAAACAUCCCUUCCACCAAAAAGGUUAUGCUUACAUGCUUCAUCAGCAACCCCAACGGCCUUCGGUUUUACGAAAGGAUUGGCUUCACCAAAGAUGAUUUUUCUCCUAGGGAUCGCGUGCUAAGAGGCGGCAAAGUUGUGCGCCCUGAUUAUGUGAUUCUGAGUCGUGAGACGGCACGUGGCGGUUCGGAGGGGCUUGUGGAUGGGGAGUUGGAACGGGAGGAUGGGAAUUAGAAUGUUUUAGACUAGACAUGUUGAGCGAUGAAUUCAGACUAUAUGUAUGGUCUCAAUACAAGCAAGAGGCAAAUUAAUGCCGUCUAGAGGUGCAGUCUCAAUACAAGGCUUCGCAGAGCACCCACAUAUAGCAAGAAAAAAAAUUUCACAGCAUGGCUCGC
This is a messenger RNA of Trichoderma asperellum CBS 433.97, 1103 nucleotides long. RefSeq lists its product as uncharacterized. Gene Ontology annotation, molecular function: protein N-terminal-serine acetyltransferase activity; histone H4 acetyltransferase activity; histone H2A acetyltransferase activity. NCBI's taxonomy places the organism in Eukaryota, Fungi, Ascomycota, Sordariomycetes, Hypocreales, Hypocreaceae. Gene Ontology annotation, cellular component: nucleus. The record is from RefSeq and is a predicted model, not a curated record.